Molecule: messenger RNA, 1239 nt
Organism: Bursaphelenchus xylophilus (pine wood nematode)
Lineage: Eukaryota; Metazoa; Nematoda; Chromadorea; Rhabditida; Aphelenchoididae
Source: the annotation of a GenBank genome assembly
AUGUCUGAGGUCCGAAUUCUUUGGUUUUAUCUCUUGACCAAGUGUAAGUUGAUAGGAAAAAGGACUGAUUAUUCUGAUUCAGAUGUCCUUGCAGAAGUUUUGGUCAAGGAAUCCACUUUUGAUAAUGUUCAAUUUACAAAAGUAAUAUUGUCAUCAUUUUAAAAAAUAAAUUUAGAUCGUAUUUUACGACAAUACGACGCUAUUUGAUGACAUUUCCUAUCUCGAUAAAGUGGUGCAAGACUUUGCUUUGUCCAAAUCGAGUAAUCCGAGUGAGGGUAAUGUGACUGAAGUGCCUGAUUCUCUGUUCCUCGAUCUCUUACUCAUUGCCGACCUCUCUAUGUAUCAUAAAUUCAAAGAAUUGUAUCCUUAUAACUCUAAUUCUGCUUAUUUUGCCCUUCAGGAUUACUUGAGAGUGAUCUUUGAUCAAGUAAGAAGACCGUAAAAUAGUUAAUUAUCUUUUAGUUAUACUCAAUUUACUAUCGGCUUAUUUUCUUCGAGAAAACUCGCGUUUUCCUCCGAUUGGCGGGUACCCUGCCCAUCUUCAGAGUGGAUGAUUGCCCCCUCCAAAGGGUUAACACCUUCAAUCUCUCCGAAUAUGACAAUUCCACGGAUAUCUUCGGGUACUCUCUUCUCCUUGUAUAAAUCCUUUUUAAGCGUUCCUAAUUUCUCUCCCAUCGAUGCCUUGGAUUCCGUUCAUUCGAUCCACGAUUGGCUGGAAGAACACAAAGCUCUGAUCCCCCAACAUGAUCAUGCUAUCGUCUUUACGCGGUGAGUGUAACAUCAGCCAAAUAUCUUCUCUUUUUAGGCGCGAUCUCUUGUCCCAAAACAAUGAAAGUGCCACUCAAGGGAUGGCCUAUGUCCGGGCAAUGUGCCGAGAAUCUGAUUCUGUUUCUGUUGUCGAGGAUGUCGGGGGAAUCACAACUGUGGCCAUUGCUGCUCAUGAAAUGGCCCAUAGGUAUGUGUAUUUUAUAAAGCAAUCACUAUUUAGCUUGGGGGCGUUUCACGAUGGCUCUGGCAACAGUUCCGUUUGUUCUCCAUCUCUCAAUUUUCUGAUGGCUCCUCAGACCUCAGGCAAUGAAUUAAAUCAGAAUUUUGGGAAUAGUUUCCUCCUCAGUCAGUGUUCUUUGGACCAUAUCGAGGAGUUUCUCAGGUAAGUUAUCUGGUGAUACUGUACUUUUAAAACUACAGGUCUUCAGAUUCGGAUUGUUUGAAGAAAAAUAUAACAACUCCAAGGCCUAA